AUGACCUCCCACCGCGCCGACGCCAGCACCUUCCUCGACAACCGAGGCUACAGCGGCCCCCUAGUCCGCGGCGUGAACCCAGCGACUCUGUUCGAAAAAGCCGUUCGCGACCGCAUCACCGACUCCUACUACUGGAAAGAGCAAUGUUUCGGUCUCAACGCCGCGACGCUCUGCGAUCGCGCCGUGGAAUUGACCUCCAUCGGGGGUGUCUACGGCGUAUCCGAAAAGCCAUCCCCAUUCCUAUGUCUCGCAUUCAAGCUCCUCCAACUCAACCCAGAGCGGGAUAUUAUCCUCGAGUAUUUGAAUUUCAGCGAUCCUGCCAACGAUGAAGAUUCCACGGGACACGAAGAAAGAGAACACGAUGAUGGUGUUGUGAAAGCACGCGGCGAUUUCAAAUACCUUCGCGCACUAGCGGCAUUUUACGUGCGGUUGACGUUCGAGCCCGUGGAGGUGUACAAGACGCUGGAACCGCUGUUGUUGGAUUAUCGGAAGUUGAAGAGGCGGGUGCGGGAUUCGUUUACGUUGACGUAUAUGGAUCAGUUUGUGGAUGAGUUGUUGACGAAGGAGAGAGUUUGUGGUACGAGUUUGUGGAAGUUGCCUGCUAGGCAGGUUUUGGAGGAUUUGGAUCUGUUGGAGGUCAGGAUUAGUCCGUUGCAGGAUGAGUUGGAGGAGAUGGAGAGAAGUGACCGGGAGGAGGAGGAUGAUGAUGAGAAGGAUGAUGCGGAUGAGGGGAGUGAGGAGGGGGAAAGGCAGGGACGCAAGCAGAAUGCUGCGCAAAAGCCUGGAUCCCUGAGGCUGUCGGUUAGACGGUGCGGGAUUGAUGACUAUCAGAUCCAUGUGGUGGUCCACAGGUUGUGCUGUCUAGCACCUACUCUCGCUGCUGAUUUGCAGCCAUUCGGGACCGCUCCAGCGAUAUCUACGUUCGGUGAAACGAUACGUAAAGUGACAGGCUACUGCUGCAGCUACGGAUUCUUAGCCUCCAUUGAAGCACAACGCAUGGCAUAG
This is a messenger RNA of Aspergillus niger, 1005 nucleotides long. RefSeq lists its product as uncharacterized. The record is from RefSeq and is a predicted model, not a curated record. Lineage: Eukaryota; Fungi; Ascomycota; Eurotiomycetes; Eurotiales; Aspergillaceae. The coding region runs from base 1 to 1005 and encodes 334 amino acids. Gene Ontology annotation, cellular component: precatalytic spliceosome. The transcript is spliced from 3 exons.